UUCUGAGCAAGAUAGCAUCUCUGCCCAGCCUCUGCCAGUUUCUGCUCCCUCCUAUUAAGGGAAGGAAAGGAGUCCUCCAGGAGCAAACCUUAUCUUAAUCAUCUUUCUUAUUGAUUAUUCCGCUAUUAGCAACUGGAGGAAUCAGCUCUUUGAUGGGAUUGUAUUUAUCUCUGUAUCUCUUUUGUUAUUUAUAGAGCCCUAGAAGAGGGAGAGAAAAAGCAUGACACUUUUCAACACAUCAUUUUAAAAAAAGAUCAACAACGAAUUUUAGAAACUGUUUAAGAACGAUUAAAAGGAAAAGGCGUUUUUUGAUCUAAUCAACUAAGUAAACACUCACUCCUGUCACCCACAUCUUGAGAUAUCAUCUGUCCCUGGCUGUGGCCACUGGCGAGAUGACCUCUGCUUUUCCAUUUUUGAAUGUAAUAAAUAUUUGCUGCUUUUAACAUUUUCCGGACUUUCCCCCUCGCUGUUCCCUGGAAUUUUAACUCUAAAAGAUUGGAGAAAAGAUUACCGAAAGGGCUUUGACAAGCCUCCAAAAUGAUGCUGAGUCCGGACCAAGCCGCCGACUCGGAUCAUCCCAGCUCGGCGCACUCCGAUCCGGAGUCGCUGGGCGGUGCGGACGCCAAGGUGCUGGGCAGCGUGUCGGACCUGGAGCCGGUGGAGGAGGCCGAGGGCGACGGCAAGGGCGGCAGCCGGGCCGCGCUGUACCCGCACCCGCAGCAGCUGAGCCGCGAGGAGAAGCGCCGCCGCCGGCGCGCCACCGCCAAGUACCGCUCGGCGCACGCCACCCGCGAGCGCAUCCGCGUGGAGGCCUUCAACUUGGCCUUCGCCGAGCUCCGCAAACUGCUGCCCACGCUGCCCCCGGACAAGAAGCUCUCCAAGAUCGAGAUCCUGCGCCUGGCCAUCUGCUACAUCUCCUAUCUCAACCAUGUCCUGGACGUGUAG
Castor canadensis (American beaver) is the source of this 945-nucleotide messenger RNA. RefSeq names its product nescient helix-loop-helix 2 (gene Nhlh2). The record is from RefSeq and is a predicted model, not a curated record. Gene Ontology annotation, biological process: regulation of transcription by RNA polymerase II. Gene Ontology annotation, molecular function: DNA-binding transcription factor activity, RNA polymerase II-specific; RNA polymerase II cis-regulatory region sequence-specific DNA binding; protein dimerization activity. Lineage: Eukaryota; Metazoa; Chordata; Mammalia; Rodentia; Castoridae.